AUGGCUCGCAACAAGUGGAUCGACAAGAAGACGGCGACUCAUUUUACGCUGGUACAUCGGCCUCAAAAUGAUCCCUUGAUCCACGAUGCCUCUGCGUCGUCCAUGGUCCUCAAUCCCACAGCGCUACCAAAUUCCAAUAAGGUCAAAAAGCUAGACGACCUUGCCUCCGAACUUGGCGAUGAUGUAGAGAAGAUUAGAGAUAACGAGGGUGAAGCAGCCAGCUAUGGCGUAUACUACGAUGACACUGAGUACGAUUACAUGCAGCAUAUGCGCGAGUUGGGCAGCGGAGCCGGAGAGGCACAUUUCAUCGAAGCUCCUGCACCAAGAAACAAAGGCAAGGGGAAACAAUCCCUAGAAGAUGCGCUGAGGGAUGCAAGCCUCGAGGAUAAAGCAGCGGCGUUGUUGGACGAGGAUAUUUUGCCGUCAAAGAACCUACGAAAAGCGACUUAUCAAGCCCAGCAAGAUAUCCCCGAUGCGCUGGCUGGCUUCCAGCCAGACAUGGACCCAAGAUUAAGGGAAGUCCUGGAAGCCUUAGAGGACGAGGCGUAUGUAGAUGAGGAUGAGGACGUCUUCGGGGAGUUGGCAAAGGACGGGGAAGAGAUCGAGGAGCAUGAAUUCGAAGAAGGUGCUUGGGAUGAUGAAGAUGGAGGGUGGGAGUCGGAUGACACUGCAAAGCCUGCCAAAGAAUACAAAGAUGCGCCCAUUCCAUCCGAACAAAUAUCGAGCGACGAGCGGGAGGACCAUGGGGACGGUGACUGGAUGGCAGAUUUCAGCAAAUUCAAGAAGGAUCAAAAGUCCAGGACAGCAGCCGCGCCUUCACCAUCCGACAUGCAAUCCUCGAUUAUGACCACCACAACAAAUGGUGGCAGGCGGAAGAAGAGGAAGGGCGCCCUGACAAACCCAUCUACAUACUCGAUGACAUCCUCGUCGAUGUUUCGAACCGAAGGCUUAUCCACGCUGGACGCAAGGUUUGAAGUGAUAGAAGAGAAGUAUAACGAGGAUAUGGAUGACAUGGCUUCUGUAUCUGCCGCUUCGUCAAUGUCCAGUGUUCAAGGUCCAGUCCGAGGAGAUUUUGAUAGCAUCAUGGACGAUUUCCUGGGUGACUAUACUAUGAGCGGCAAGAAGCAUGUCAAGAAGGGGAAGUAUCAGAGCGGGAUGGAGCAACUUGAUGAGGUUCGCAAAGGCCUAGGCCCAGCAAGAGUUCGGACGUAG
Venustampulla echinocandica is the source of this 1212-nucleotide messenger RNA. RefSeq lists its product as uncharacterized. The coding region runs from base 1 to 1212 and encodes 403 amino acids. Gene Ontology annotation, cellular component: preribosome, small subunit precursor; cytosol; nucleus. Gene Ontology annotation, biological process: ribosomal small subunit biogenesis; ribosomal small subunit export from nucleus. The transcript has a single exon. NCBI's taxonomy places the organism in Eukaryota, Fungi, Ascomycota, Leotiomycetes, Helotiales, Pleuroascaceae. The record is from RefSeq and is a predicted model, not a curated record.